UCUGUUCUGUGAUCUGUGAUAUAAACAGUAGAGGAAAUUAUCUUGUAUUAUUGUAUUCUUUUGAUUCCUUUGAGAUUUAAAAAAUAAUAGCAAGUCGAAGUUUUAAUGUUUCUGGGCCUUCAUGUUUUAUCUCUCAUAGCAUUUAUACAAUUUUGUAAAAUAUAACCAAUGUUCUGAAUAAAAAACCCAGGAUGAGUUUUUCAAGUGAUGAAGUAAACUUUUUAGUUUAUAGAUAUUUACAAGAAUCAGGAUUCCAGCAUUCUGCAUACACGUUUGGCAUUGAAUCCCAUAUAUCACAAUCAAAUAUCAAUGGAGCACUAGUACCGCCUGCCGCUCUGCUCAGUAUAUUGCAGAAAGGUCUUCAAUACACUGAAGCUGAAAUUAGUAUUGGAGAAGAUGGAACGGAACUUAGGCUGCUUGAAAGUUUGAGUCUGAUCGAUGCUGUUAUGCCAGAUGUUGUCGCUAGCAGACAGAACCAGCAAAAUCAGCAGAAACAGGCUAUUAAGGCCGAACAAACGGAGACCAAUGGAGAGGAAGCAGUCGUAUCUACCCAGAGUGAGACAAUGGAGGUGGAUACUUCCAUUGAAAUUCCCUCAUCCAAAGCAACUGUACUUCGUGGACACGAAUCUGAAGUUUUUAUAUGCGCCUGGAACCCCACAACAGAUUUAUUAGCCAGUGGCUCAGGUGAUAGUACAGCUAGGAUUUGGGAUAUGUCUGACAAUACUGCCAGUCCCAAUCAAUUGGUAUUGAGACAUUGCAUUCAGAAAGGUGGAACAGAAGUACCGAGUAACAAAGACGUUACGUCGCUUGACUGGAAUUGUGACGGAAGCCUUCUAGCUACUGGUAGUUACGAUGGUUAUGCUAGAAUUUGGACUACAGAUGGACGCCUAGCUAGUACCUUGGGUCAACACAAGGGACCUAUUUUUGCUCUCAAGUGGAAUAAAAGAGGAAAUUACAUACUUUCAGCUGGAGUUGAUAAAACUACCAUCAUUUGGGACGCAGCUAGUGGUCAGUGUACUCAGCAGUUCAGUUUCCACUCUGCUCCAGCCCUCGAUGUCGAUUGGCAGACUAAUACCUCGUUCGCCAGUUGCUCUACAGAUCAGUGUAUACACGUUUGCAAAUUGUCCAUGGAUAAACCUAUAAAAUCCUUCCAGGGUCAUACCAAUGAAGUGAACGCCAUCAAAUGGGACCCUCAGGGUCAACUCCUGGCCUCGUGCUCAGACGACAUGACCCUGAAAAUUUGGUCAAUGAAGCACGAUACUUGUGUCCACGACCUGCAGGCCCAUUCCAAAGAAAUAUAUACCAUCAAAUGGUCUCCGACAGGGCCCGGAACCCAGAACCCCAACAUGAAUUUAAUUCUCGCAUCUGCCAGCUUUGACUCCACGGUUCGACUGUGGGACGUGGAAAGGGGGGCGUGUACUCAUACUCUAACCAAACACACCGAGCCUGUCUAUUCGGUAGCGUUCAGUCCAGACGGAAAGUUUUUGGCGAGCGGUAGUUUCGAUAAGUGCGUGCAUAUUUGGUCGACGCAAACGGGGCAGCUCGUUCACAGUUACAAGGGGACGGGAGGUAUUUUUGAGGUGUGCUGGAAUUCCAGAGGGGACAAAGUUGGAGCCAGCGCUUCGGAUGGUAGCGUGUUUGUUUUAGAUUUACGUAAAUUGUAGGGUUAAGACUAAUUAUACUUUAUGUUCUGUUGUCCACUAGAGUAGGUUGAUAUAUUUUUCUAGCAAUUAUGACCUAAGUAACUUUACUUUCUUGUGACUUGAUUUUGUACAAAAGGUUAGUUUAUUUUGCAACAUACUUUAAAAAAUAUAUAAUGCUCCGAAA
Messenger RNA from Leptinotarsa decemlineata (Colorado potato beetle), 1827 nucleotides. It is a transcript of the gene ebi, whose product is annotated as transducin beta like ebi. The record is from RefSeq and is a predicted model, not a curated record. Gene Ontology annotation, molecular function: transcription corepressor activity; protein binding. Gene Ontology annotation, cellular component: histone deacetylase complex. Gene Ontology annotation, biological process: regulation of transcription by RNA polymerase II. NCBI's taxonomy places the organism in Eukaryota, Metazoa, Arthropoda, Insecta, Coleoptera, Chrysomelidae.